GAUGAUAUAAAGAUGCGAGCAGUGACAGGCAGAUAUUAAACUGUUGUCACUGGCGCAUGACGAUUUACUAUCAACGCCAUUAUCAUUAUAUUGCCGGUGGAGAAGGAAGCUAGGCGCGCGACUCCGUCAUCCCAUAGGUUGCCCUCGUCAACAGUUUGGGAACGGGCUCAGACAGACAUAAGAACGUAUACAGAUCGUGUGCCAGUCGGAUAUUUGUUGAAUUGAUUGGAUAUACCGAACUAAAAUUGGAGCUGUGUGUGUAUAAUGACAGUUUCAUCAAUUGUGUAACCUUAAUAAAGCAAAGAAAUGGGAGCCCAAACUCUUUUGUUUUCGUUAUUGACGGCUAUGUUAGUGCACGUGAUAUCAGGCGCGAUGCCGUCGGCGUGUGUUUCAUGCCAGAAGAGCCAGCAGUGUUUCCCGCCCGAUUGCGUGUGCUGCUCCGACGAGCUACGGUUUACGAAUGUCACCCUGGCACAGAUCCCGCAGACGGUCUUCUUCACGUUUGACGAUGCUGUUACCGGCCAGGCGGCUGGCUUCUACAGACAGUUGUUCGAUUCCUCGAGGAAGAACCCUAACGGCUGUCCAGUUACAAUGACUCUGUUUAUCUCUCACGAUAAUACACAAUACGGACUGGUCUCUGAAUUUCACAGCCUUGGAAUGGAGAUUGCCAGCCACAGUGUCACACACAGUACAAUGAACGGAUCGAAUUUCUUUCCGGAAGCAAAGCAACAGAAGGAGAAUCUCGCGAAGUUGGCUGGGAUACCUAUUGAGGAAAUUGUUGGAUGGCGGAGCCCGUAUCUUAAACCCGCCGGGGAUCUGCAGCCAGAUACGCUUAAAAAGCUUGGAUAUACCUACGACGCCACUCUAACAUUUAGUAAGCGAAGUUUCAAGGAAAAACCACCCGGGCCUUUUACGCUUGAUUUCGGUUACCCGUUUGAAUGUCAGGUAAAGCCUUGUCCCAGGCACAAACAUGCCGGGUUUUGGGAGAUCCCGGUCGUGUCGUUAAUGGAUUAUAAGCAAGCAUACGAUUGUGUGUAUGUGGACGGCUGUAUGAACGCCCCACCAGAUGAGGAAGUCGCAUAUAAAUUCCUUUGGGAUAAUUUCCAUAACUAUUAUACAACCACACGGAUGCCAUUUGGGAUUAACAUGCAUCCUUCCUGGUUCUACUACCCCGACAGGCUUAAGGCCAUGGAUAGAUUCAUCCAGAAGCUCGUGUCUCUUAACGAUGUCUACAUCGUUAGCGCUAAUCGGGUUAUAGAAUGGUUAAAAAGGCCCACGCCGCUCCAAGACUUGCAUUCAUUUCCAGCUUGGGCAUGUGAUGGAAGUGAGAAAACUUUUAACAGUCCGAAGGUUGUCAGAUUGAACGUACCAGCGCCACCACCUGUACCUCGCUCUUUCAUACAAUGGACAAGGAAGCCGACUCUGGUAUAUACUCCCGCCCCACCAACGGCGCGAACACGAACGUUCACCCAAGCUAGGCGUAUUGAGCCCCAACGCAUUGCAGCCGCCGAAUCCAGAGGACAAACUUUGAACACGCAAAAAAGCCUGUUUACUCUUGAUUUAACAAAAGAGAACGCUCGUCAGCGACAAAGGCUGUUAGAUAUCAGGCGGCGUCAUCAGUCUCCUGCUCCUCCCCCGCUGUCUUUACCGAGGAGACCAGAUAUGACGCGGCUAAACCGACCAAACGCCAUCAUUUCGCCAACAAGAGACUCGACGCAGAUACAAUUGCUCAAACAGCACGAAGAACGCUUACGUCAACGCCAAUUAUUAAGAGAACGCUUACUGCAACAGCGGACGCGAGCACUGCAAGAAGAGGGGCGACGUCAGCGUCAGCGAGACUUGCUCGAAGAAAGACAACGGCAACAUAAGGCGAUAAUGGAACAGCGACGACAAGAGCAGCGGGACCAACGCCCACCAAGCAUGUUGACAAGUAAAGCACCGAGCGUUUUUGUAUCUCACAGAGCUGACGGACAGCAAACCUUUACAGAAAAACGGGUGUUGUGGUCACCGUCAGCAAGUGCAGAUAUGGCUACUACUAAAGUUGUUUCAAGAGCAGAUAAACGUCGAUCAUGGGUGCCGGAAGGGAUCAGUCAGGAAACUGUCAAAAUAUGGCCACAUAUGUUACCUUCUUUUAAGUCAGUUACCCGGAUACCUGCUGUCAGUGGCCGCGGUGGAAGCGCCCCCGGUGGCAAUAUAAUACAAAGAAUCCAAAACCCGACAAAUGGCAUUUAUGUUGAAGUGACGCCCGCUCCGAGCCCGACACAUACUAGGCACGUGACUCGUUUCACAGAGUCCCCUCAAGACAGAUGGCAUCAGCAGCUACAGACAAGACUCGGGCCCGCUGUGUCCGCCCGCCCCGUCAGUCGACAGGGCUCAUCGGCCAGGGUUGUAAGAGGGCCAGACCAAUCGCUCCUGAGACAACUGAACAACCACGCAGUAAGGCCUUUGCGCGGUCAUCCUGUUGCUGGUCGAGACAAUAUAAGAGCUGAAGUUGCGGAACAUUCGCGACAGCGAUCCCGUGUCGAACAGUCCAGAGUCUCUAGACGUCCGUCCGUCCGCCAGCAGAUGGCCUGGAAUAAUUUUAUACAGCAAAUGCUCGGGCCACACUGAAAACGGUGAACAAAGUUAUAUUUGAAAAGUGCAAUGUAUUUUACCCUCGUGCUUAAAUCCAAGGAACAAUAUGCACGGCAGAUAAGCCGUUCCCGGAGGCAGGGUCUUUCAAAUGUGGUACCUAAUUGGUCAUCGGUCACUUAUAUAGUACUAGCAAUAAAGUACUUAAGUAUUGGCUUUCUACCAGUAACUCGAAUAUUUGCAAAGAUGAAACAAACAAAACUGCGAUACAUAGCACGUUAAAUUCAUUGGAUUUGAAGUGUCUUGUAUCACAUAUCGAUAUAAAUAAAAUGCAUAACUAGUGUCAGUAAAGCAAAUGCAAAGUAUUGUCAAAGGUGUAAACUAGAUAAUGAAUGGGCUCGUGGUAAGACAUCAUUCAGAAGUAUAGCUUUUCAAUCAUUUGCCGGAUCGCAUACAUAUGUAUAUAACGUUAUAUUAAGUUUUCAUAUCGAAAGCUUAAUUAACAAAUAACGAUAUAUGUGCGUUGAAUUUAUAUGGAUUUCAUUUUAAUGUUUAAUGUUGUUAUGUCUAUAUUUGUGCAAUUUGUAAAAAUGCAUUUAUUUAUUUCUAUGAAAUAAACUGAACAAAAUAUC
Mya arenaria is the source of this 3203-nucleotide messenger RNA. RefSeq lists its product as uncharacterized. Gene Ontology annotation, molecular function: hydrolase activity, acting on carbon-nitrogen (but not peptide) bonds. The transcript has a single exon. Gene Ontology annotation, biological process: carbohydrate metabolic process. Lineage: Eukaryota; Metazoa; Mollusca; Bivalvia; Myida; Myidae. Bases 307 to 2610 code for a protein of 767 amino acids. The record is from RefSeq and is a predicted model, not a curated record.